CUCUGCUUAUAUAGCCCACGGCGGCUCAAACUGGCUCCGCGGACGACUGGAAGAGCAGCAGUGCAGCUUCUCCACAACCAGCAUCUGAUUCUCUCCUCAUCCAGGCCUUCAGCACCAUGGCACACCAGGCGUUCCAGACAGCGGGGAAGAAGCCCGGCCUGCAGAUAUGGCGGGUGGAGAAGAUGGAUCUGGCUCCGGUUCCAACACAGCUCUACGGAGACUUCUUCACCGGGGACGCCUACAUCAUCCUCCACACCACUGCGGCUCCUUCUUACAACGUGCACUCAUGGAUCGGUGAUGAAGCCACCAAAGACGAGGCUGGAGCUGCUGCUAUUCUGAUCACCCAGCUGGAUGAUCACCUUGGUGGCGGACCGGUCCAGUUCAACGAGUUCCAAAACGAAGAGUCACUCACCUUUCAGGGUUACUUCAAGUCUGGCAUCAAGUACAAGAAAGGAGGAGUAAACUCAGGCUUCAAGCAUGUCGUGACCAACGACACGACUGUGAAGCGCCUGCUGCACCUCAAAGGCCGGCGUACAGUCAGAGCCACCGAGGUGGCCUUGUCCUGGGACAGCUUCAACAAGGGAGACUGCUUCAUCAUCGACCUGGGAAAGGUUAUCUACCAGUGGUCUGGCAGUGAGAGCAAUCGCUAUGAGCGUCUCAAGGCCACUCAGAUGGCCAAAGACAUCCGGGACAAUGAGAGACAUGGCCGUGCUGAGGUGAACAUUAUUGAUGAGGGCAGUGAACCCGAGGCUGUCAUCAAGGAACUUGGUCCAAAGCCGAAUCUCCCUUCAGGAGACGGUGAUGUCGAUGAUGCGAAGCACAAGAAGAAUAAGGCAUCUCUGUAUCAGAUUUCUGAUGCUUCUGGAAGCAUGACAACAACUCUGGUGGCCAGUUCAAACCCAUUCAAACAAGACAUGCUCUCUCCCAGUGAAUGCUACAUCCUGGAUAAUGGAGACGAUGGGAACAUAUUUGUUUGGAAAGGACCAAAGGCAAACUCAACUGAGCGCAAAGAAGCGUGGACUAUUGCCCAAAAGUUCAUCAAAGAAAAGAAUUACUCUCCAAGAACAAAGGUUCAAGUCAUUCCUGCGGGGAGUGAGACCACUCUGUUCAAGCAGUUCUUUUUCAAAUGGCUGGAGGGAGCGGCCACGGGUCAGACCUACACUGUGGGUCGCAUCGCUAAAGUGGAGAAGAUUCCCUUCGAUGCCUCAAAACUCCAUGGCAACAACGCCAUGGCCGCCCAGCAUGGCAUGGUGGAUAACGGCUCUGGGAAAGUCCAGAUCUGGCGUGUGGAAGGAGGUGACAAGGCCCCUGUGGACCCGUCCAGCUAUGGGCAUUUCUAUGGAGGAGACUGUUAUCUGGUGCUGUAUUCCUACAGCGAUGGAGGGAGGCAGAAGCACAUCAUCUACACCUGGCAAGGCCAGAAGUGCAGUCAGGAUGAACUGGCUGCUUCAGCUUUCCUCACAGUCAAACUGGACGAUUCCAUGGGAGGAGUUGCCACUCAGGUCCGGGUCACUCAGAGCCGAGAGCCUCCUCACCUGGUGAGCCUGUUUAAGGACAAGCCUUUAAUCGUCCACCUGGGUGGGACGUCCCGCAAGGGUGGAGACAGCAAACCUGCCAGCACUCGCCUCUUCCAUAUCCGCCAGAGUUCCACCAAAGCAUUGAGGGCUGUUGAGGUGGAAGCCACGGCCUCCAGUCUGAACACUAACGACGUGUUUGUGCUCAAAUCGGCAAAUUCCCUGUUCGUGUGGAAGGGGAAGGGAGCAAGUCCGGAUGAGAUGACUGCAGCCAAGUACGUUGCCAGCCUGCUGGGUGGAACUGCCACAGAGGUGGAGGAAUCCAAGGAACCAGCUGGUUUCUGGACAGCGCUGGGAGGGAAGAAAGAAUACCAGACCUCCAAGACCCUCCAGAACAUAGUCAGACCACCAAGACUGUUUGCCUGUUCCAAUAAGACCGGUCGGCUCAUUGCAGAAGAGGUGCCAGGCGACUUCUCACAGAUUGAUUUGGCAACCGAUGACGUCAUGGUUCUGGACACAUGGGAUCAGGUCUUUGUUUGGAUUGGAAACGAAGCGAAUGACACAGAGAAGACUGGAGCUCCUAAAAUCGCCCAGGACUACGUGAAUUCAGACCCCUCUGGUCGCCGCGACGUCCCCAUCACCACCAUCAAGCAGGGGCAGGAGCCGCUUUCCUUCACCGGCUGGUUCCAUGGUUGGGACUCCAAGAUGUGGAACUAAGAUCUUUUGGAAUCCAUAGUUGCCUUCAGGAAAAAAAAAAAAAAAGAAAACAUUAGUGGGGAAAAAAAAUACUUUAAGGCUAUGCAACCCAGUGUUUGAAAUAUGUUCGACAAAACCUCCUGCCAUUUUCCUUUGCUGUUAUUCAUGUGUAUUCAUUUGCUUUCACCAGUAAACCAGUUUGCAACUCCUUAAGAAAAAAACGACAUGAGGCAGUCUUGUUUUCUGAGCUUCGUGGCCUCAAAAACUGAGAUUAAAAAAAGAAGAAAAAUAUAUCUACACUGCAAAAACACAAAAUUGUAUCAAGUAUUUAUUCUUUAUAGUGCAAGUAUGUUAGUGCACUUGAAAUACGACAAAACCAACUUGCAAGAAACUUCUCAGCAAGCUAUAACAGACUGUUUUAAGUUAACAAUUCCUUGAUAUUGAUGAAGUAAUUCCAUUCUCAGAUUAUUUCACUUGUAACAAGACAUGUUUUCCUUAAUACAAGUGAAACAAUCUGCCAAUGGAAGUCAUACUGUUUUGUUCAUAUGAAGGAGUUAUUUACUUAAAACUCCUGCUGGCAAGUUACUUGUAAGUUUUGUCUUAUUUCAAGUGCACUGAGAUUUUUGCACUAUAAAGAAGAUUAGAAAUACUUGGUAUAAUUUUGUGCUUUUGCAGUGUAGAGAUUUGAAUUUGACAUUACAUUUUGCAUAUUUGGGCCCAAAUUGUAAAGAUAAAUGUCUGACCUAAAAUUGAAUAAAAAAAUAAAACUCUUUUCUCACCCCUU
Molecule: messenger RNA, 2994 nt
Organism: Poeciliopsis prolifica (blackstripe livebearer)
Lineage: Eukaryota; Metazoa; Chordata; Actinopteri; Cyprinodontiformes; Poeciliidae
Gene: scinla
Product: scinderin like a
Exons: 17
Coding region: 117-2231 (704 amino acids)
Biological process (GO): actin filament severing; barbed-end actin filament capping; actin polymerization or depolymerization
Cellular component (GO): actin cytoskeleton; cytoplasm
Molecular function (GO): actin filament binding; phosphatidylinositol-4,5-bisphosphate binding
Source: RefSeq, a predicted model, not a curated record